AUGGCCUUGCAUGGGGCAGGGCAGGUCAUUCCAGUCCAGUCCAAGUCCGGUCCAGUCAGGUUGGUAGCGGAUGGAUUGGACACUAGAGGCACACUAGUUGGCGCUUUCCAUGCAUGA
Molecule: messenger RNA, 117 nt
Organism: Geosmithia morbida
Lineage: Eukaryota; Fungi; Ascomycota; Sordariomycetes; Hypocreales; Bionectriaceae
Exons: 2
Coding region: 1-117 (38 amino acids)
Source: RefSeq, a predicted model, not a curated record